GCGGGAAGGGCGUUAUAUAAGCCAGGGCACCUCCCGCGCCGCUCCCGUACUGCCCACGAAACAAAUCGGACCGGGCAGCCAUGGCGGAAGACGUGGAUAGAGCUGCCGUAGAGCAGCUGACGGAAGAGCAGAAAAAAGAAUUCCGGGCCGCCUUUGACAUCUUCGUGCAAGACGCCGAGGAUGGCUGCAUCAGCACCAAGGAGCUGGGAAAGGUGCUGCGAAUGUUGGGACAGAACCCCUCGCCAGACGAGCUCCAGGAGAUGAUUGACGAGGUGGACGAAGAUGGCAGUGGCACCGUGGACUUCGAGGAGUUCCUCAUCAUGAUGGUGCGCAGCAUGAAAGAGGAGAGCAAGGGGAAGUCAGAGGAGGAGCUGAGCGAACUCUACCGCAUGUUUGACAAAAACGGUGACGGCUACAUCGAUCUGGAGGAGCUCAAAGUGAUGCUGCACGCCACGGGGGAGGACAUCACAGACGACGACAUCGAGGAGCUCUUUGCGGAUGGAGACAAAAACGGCGACGGUUUCAUCGAUUAUGACGAAUUCAUGGAAUUCAUGAAGGGAGUGGAUUAAUGGAAUCUUCCGUAUACCCCCUCGGAUAUUACAAUAACAUCUACAACAACAAUAAACAACCUAAAAUACGACGUGCAUUGAUACACGAGUGGAACGUAAACUAUGGCUAGGCGACGAUAAGAGCCGUGCAAAAUAGCCUUGGCCAUAGUGUGGCUUCUUCAACAACAAUAACGCCUACACAUACAUAUGUAAUAUCAUUACAACAGGGCCCUUGAGUAAGUUAACAAUGGCUUGGAUCGAGUUGGUCCUCCGUUUGCACCUUUGCUUUCGUGAGAAAAAAAACGCAACCCAGAAGGACGCACGCGGCUCUUGUCUUGUGGCUGGCUCCACGCGACCUUGAUGACUUUGUGAACGAGAUUUACAAACAAAAAAACCCAGAGGAAACAUUGUAAAGUUACUUUCGCUGACGUGCCCGCUUUCGAGCGCUAACAAUGUCACGGUGGUGUGACUAUAGCACUGUAAUGUCGGCGCAGUUAUAUCACCAUCCUGAAAAUAAUUUUAGAGUCGUUUUCUUUCAUUGUUAUUAUUGUUAACGAAGCGUCAAUAUUGUGUGGGUAUCCCGAGGUUAUGUAUAUACUAGAGAAGAGCUGCCGGUUUUUAUGUGGUCGCGUGUAAGGAUGUAAGCGCUCUGUGUAAGGUGUUGGACAUACAGAUGACAUCAACGGGAAGUCGAGAGAAUCUGGAAAAUCCAGAAACAGAAUUCUUCCAGGCAUAACAAUCAAAUAAUGGUGUUUCUGGUUUAUGUUGAAAAACAAUGUUAAGUACAAUUUUACACUGUAGGUACCGCGUACGAUUAUGUUAUACAGAUGAGAUUGGUCAAUUUUAUAACUGCUCGUUUCAAGAACUAAACCUGUGUAAUAAAAAAUAUUGUACGUGA
Petromyzon marinus (sea lamprey) is the source of this 1446-nucleotide messenger RNA. RefSeq names its product troponin C1, slow skeletal and cardiac type (gene TNNC1). Gene Ontology annotation, cellular component: myosin II complex. Lineage: Eukaryota; Metazoa; Chordata; Hyperoartia; Petromyzontiformes; Petromyzontidae. Gene Ontology annotation, molecular function: calcium ion binding. The record is from RefSeq and is a predicted model, not a curated record.